This is a messenger RNA of Daphnia pulex (common water flea), 1051 nucleotides long. RefSeq lists its product as uncharacterized. Lineage: Eukaryota; Metazoa; Arthropoda; Branchiopoda; Diplostraca; Daphniidae. The transcript has 3 exons. The record is from RefSeq and is a predicted model, not a curated record. The coding region runs from base 18 to 692 and encodes 224 amino acids.
UGUCGUCUAACGUCAAAAUGGUGAGUCAACAAAAUCUGUCAAUUUUUGUUAAAUGUAAGAUGUUAAGGCAUUAUAUUAGAAAAACUGAACGUUGUAUAUAUCCAGAUGGUUACAUUUUGAAAGCUGCCAAGAAAGUUGUUGCUGAGAAACAAAAAGUAUGCUGUGAUGUUUCCAAAGAAACCUCCAUCCCAAAAAGAGCUCUACUGAGAUAUGUCAAAAAUUUCUUGGCUACUGGAAUUCAAGAUGAAGUUGAAGCAACUACAAUCAUUGGGGGUUACCAAAAACCUCGUAAGGUUUUCAGCAGCGAACAAGAAAGCAAUCUUAGCAGUUACGUCAAAAGGGCCAGUGACAUUUAUCAUGGAAUCACUACCACAGACAUGAGAAGAUUGGCUUAUCAGUACGCUACCCAAGAAAAAUGUAUUGUCCCUCUUUCUUGGUCGGUCAAGAAGGAAGCUGGAAGAGACUGGCUCUCUGGUUUCAUGAGAAGACGUCAAGACCUUUCUAUCAGAAAACCACAAGAAACAUCUCUAAGCAGAGCUACCAGCUUCAACAAGCAUUACAUUGAUUCCUUCUUUGACAAUGUUGUGGUUGAACUUCAGGUGAGAGAUGCACACUGGUUACAGUCUGCCUUACAGUAUCUGCAACAGGGACGUCUAUUCCACCAUAUUUUGUCUUUCCACGAGUUCAUUUAAAGGAAUAUUUCCUCAAUGGUGCCCCUCUUGGUUCUGUUGGAUCAGCCAAUAAGUCUGGCUGGAUAUGUCAGAAAGAUCGGUCGACUUUGCUCCAUCUUUCGUCACGGAUCGUCCUUUUAAUUCAUCACCAGUCCCAUCUUCAUAGAAAUCCCAGCAUCCAACGAUAACAUCGUCCAAGAAGGCCAAACUCCCGUUCCAGUCCAAAAAGACCAAACUCCCGUUCCAGAGAACCACAUCACACACGGCCAAUGUUCUUAGUUAUUUUAAUGAUCUUGAUGUCGUGGCCAUUUUAAUUUUUGAUUUUUAAAUAACUCAUGUAUCGUUGUCAUUUCCACCAAGAAUAUACUUUUGAAUCUUAA